Alnus glutinosa is the source of this 2335-nucleotide messenger RNA. Its product is annotated as golgin candidate 2. Bases 245 to 2305 code for a protein of 686 amino acids. The record is from RefSeq and is a predicted model, not a curated record. Gene Ontology annotation, cellular component: Golgi cisterna; Golgi membrane. NCBI's taxonomy places the organism in Eukaryota, Viridiplantae, Streptophyta, Magnoliopsida, Fagales, Betulaceae. The transcript has 10 exons. Gene Ontology annotation, biological process: retrograde transport, vesicle recycling within Golgi; Golgi organization.
CAAAACGUGUUUUCAUUUUGACAAAUCCACACACCCGCUCGUCACUAUAGCAUUCACUAGGCGUCCUCUUUCACCUCCGUUCUCUCUCGUCACCGCCUCCUCCUCCUAACAUCCUCCGCGAACGGGGCGCUCCGCUAAAAUGCGCCGUGCGUGACUCACUCUAUCUCCAUUACAAGUCACUGCUCACUCUUUGAUCUCUCUCUUUCUCUGAGAAACUUCACAGUCCAGCUUAAGCGAAACUGUGAUGGCGAAUUGGAUCUCAUCCAAACUCAAAGCAGCCGAAAGUAUUCUCCAUCAGAUCGAUCAGCAAGCGGCUGAUUCGCUUCGCAAGAACGAAACGACUCCUGCCGACGAACUAAAUUUUGAUUCACCAACAAAAACCGGAGACGUUGUGCCUCUGAAGGAUCAAUUGAAGAAGAGAACGUUAGAUAACAAUGACUAUCAAGGCAAAUUGCUCAGAGAUCCAAAUUUUACCACACCUAAUACUAGGGACAAAGAGAUUUCUAGUUCUCCAAAACCCUCUCCCAAACCCAAGUCUACGCUUACGGAUAGUGACUGGACCGAGCUCCUUAGUACGCCAAAUCAGAGCACAAAUUCUGGGGUGAAUCGCAGUAAUGGGGGAACUGUGAUUCGUGGGUUGAAGAAGAAGGAUGGUAAGAGACAGGGGAGUUCAGGGUCAAAUUUGUUGGUAUCGGAGGUAAAGAGGAAUCAAAAGAAUACUAAUAGUGUUUUGAAGUCAGGGCAGAGGUUGGGAGAGGGAAGUAAGUUAAAUGGGAAGGUGGGUGAUGGGGAAGACUCUAGCUCUUCUGAUUCGUUGGGGAGGUCUUCAAGUGUUGAUUUGCAGAGGGAUGGUAGGUACUUGAAAGGGAGAGAAAGUGAGAGAAAUGAAGCAGGUGUGAAGCUUGUAGGAAAACCAAAGAGUGAGGGAAAUGAAGAAGAUGGUGGGAUUUUUGAGUCGAAGGAAAUUCCUUUUGAGAAUUCUUCAUGGUCGUUGAGCAAGAGUCAACCUAUGGAGAUGUUGUCGGUCUUGGGGAAGGUUGAUGGGGUAUCUGAUGUGAAGACAAGGGUGGAUAAUGUUGAAGGCAGGUUAACAAGUAAUAUCAGGGGGAAGCACGAAACCCUUGCAGCCUUCCGAAAUUCUGUCUCUGAUGAUUUAAAGAGAGGUUCUUCCUCAACAACUCACGGGAGCUCUGAUUCGGAUUCAGAUUCAGGUUCAUCUUCUGACUCUGAAAGUGAACGCGAGAGGGAGGAAAAGAAGAGGAGGAUGGAGAAGAUUCUGGCUGAGAAAGUGGCAGCUAGAGCUGUGGAGGCUAUCAAAGAACGGGAGAACAGGGUUGCCAGAUUAGAGGGGGAGAAGCAGAGCUUGGAGAAAAUAUUUGAGGAACGAGCUAAACAACAAGCACAAGAGGCUUCAGAGCUGCAGACAACCAUGAUGGAAACACUAGAAGCUGUUGACUUCGAGAAACUGAAGCAUAAUAAUACUAGAAGGGAAGCCUUUGCACGAUUGGCUAAAUUAGAGACUGCCAAUGCUGAUCUUGCAAGAUCCCUUGCUACCAUGCAGUGGAAUAUUGAAGCACAGGUUAAUCGGGUAGCAGAACUCCGACAACAAAUUGACCUGAAAGAAGCAACCCAUGAAGAGCUCAGGAGAAGGAUCUCAGAUUCUUACCAGACUGGAACGUCUCUAAAACAAUUAGCUGCUUCAAAAGGAAUUGAACUUGAACGAGAGAUACUUGAGGCAGAGUACUCUAUUAUAUCUGAUAAAGUCGUACAAUUGCAAGAUAAGGCAAAGAAGCUGGAAGAAAACAUUGAAAUGACAAGGAAAGAGAUGGAGGAUCCAACUGAAGUAGAAAUUGAGCUCAAGCGAAGGCUUGGUCAGAUGACUGACCAUUUAAUCCAGAAACAAGCCCAGGUCGAGGCUCUCUCCUCAGAGAAGGCGACUCUUCUCUUCAGAAUUGAGGCGGUUUCAAGGUUACUAGAUGAAAACAAGUCUGUUACUUCAUCGAGGGACGUGGAAUCAGGAACGUGGAUGCUCUCAGAAUCAAACUUGGGACCUCUGCUUCAUGAUAGGAUUCGUUCAGGCAGGAAGCACUUGGGAUCAUUGCUCCAGCAGUUGGACUCUAUUUUCUUGGCUGGUGAGGUAUUUCUGAGGAGGAAUUCCAGAGCGAAGGUGUGGUCUCUGGUUUACCUUGUAUGCCUUCACUUCUGGGUCAUCUAUAUUUUAAUGUCCCACUCUCAAGAAUCAGAUGGGGCUAAAUCUGGUGCUAUCAUUUCCUUGGAAAACAUCAAUAACACUGCAGGUGUAUGAUUUGUAAUAAAUGGUGCCUUUUUUUUUUUU